Molecule: messenger RNA, 2214 nt
Organism: Vicia faba (fava bean)
Lineage: Eukaryota; Viridiplantae; Streptophyta; Magnoliopsida; Fabales; Fabaceae
Source: the annotation of a GenBank genome assembly
AUGCCUCACAGAAACCUUGUUACUUGGUCUUCAAUGGUUUCUAUGUACACUCAACAUAAUUACAGUGUAGAAGCAUUGCUGUUGUUUGUGCAGUUCAUGAGAAGUUGUAAUGAGAAACCAAAUGAAUACAUUUUAGCUAGUGUUGUAAGAGCUUGCACGCAACUGGGUGGUCUCAACCGUGCUUUUCAGGUACAUGGUUUGGUUGUUAAGGGUGGAUAUGUUCAAGAUGUUUAUGUGUGUACCUCUUUGAUUGAUUUUUACACCAAGCAUGGUUGUAUUGAUGCAGCAAGGUUGCUUUUUGAUAGUUUAGAAGUCAAAACCAGUUUCACGUGGACUACGAUCAUUUCAGGGUAUUCGAAACAAGGAAGAAGUGAAGUGUCUUUAAAAUUGUUUGACCAAAUGAGAGAGGGUGAUGUUUGUCUUGAUAAAUAUGUACUUUCAAGUGUUUUGAGUGCUUGUUCGGUGCUUGAGUUUCUUGAAGGGGGGAAGCAAAUACAUUGCUAUGUAUUAAGGAGAGGCAUCGUCAUGGAUGUUUCAAUGGUCAAUGGUUUUAUAGAUUUUUACUUUAAGUGUCACAAAGGGGAGUCGGGUAGGAAGUUGUUUGACCGGAUGCUAGAUAAAAAUAUUGUUUCGUGGACCACAAUGAUUGCUGGUUGCAUGCAAAAUUCGUUCCAUUGGGAAGCCCUUGACCUAUUUGUUGAAAUGGCUAGAAUGGAUUGGAAGCCUGAUGCAUUUGGUUGCACUAGCGUUCUCAACUCAUGUGGUUCACUCCUGGCUCUGGAAAAGGGAAGACAAGUGCAUGCUUAUGCUAUCAAGGUCAAUAUUGAUAAUGAUGAUUUUGUGAAAAAUGGUUUGAUUGACAUGUAUGCCAAAUGCGAUUCCUUGACUGAUGCAAGAAAAGUUUUUGACCUUAUGGCUGCUAUUAGUUUAGUAUCUUACAAUGCAAUGAUAGAAGGAUACUCAAAACAAAACAAGCUGUGUGAAACAUUGGAUCUUUUUCAAGAAAUGAGGCUAAGUUUAUUUCCACCAACUCUAUUAACGUUUGUAAGCCUUCUUGGGGUCUCUGCGUCAUUAUAUCUCCUGGAGUUAAGCAGCCAAAUCCAUGGCUUGAUUGUUAAAUAUGGGGUUUCUUUAGAUGAAUUUUCCGGAAGUGCUCUAAUCGAUGUUUAUUCAAAAUGUUCACGCGUUGGCAAUGCAAGAUUAGUUUUUGAAGAGAUACAGAACAAAGACAUUGUAGUAUGGAAUGCGAUGUUUUCUGGGUACACCCAACAGUUUGAAAAUGAAGAGUGUCUCAAACUUCUCAAAGGUAUGCAGAUGUCAAGACUAAAACCCAACGAGUUCACUUUUGCUUCUGUAAUCACAGCGACGAGUAAUAUGGCAAGUCUGCGACACGGUCAGCAGUUCCACAACCAGGUUAUAAAGAUGGGCUAUGAUGAUGACCCCUUUGUCGCAAAUGCUCUAGUUGAUAUGUAUGCCAAAAGUGGAAGCAUCGAAGAAGCUCACAAAGCAUUUAGCUCAACAAAUUGGAAAGACAUUGCAUGUUGGAAUUCAAUGAUUGCAACUUAUGCCUCACAUGGAGAAGCAGCAAAAGCUCUUAAGGUGUUUGAACGCAUGAUUAUGGAGGGAGUGAAACCAAAUUAUGUCACCUUUGUAGGUGUGCUAUCGGCAUGUAGCCAUGCUGGACUUCUUGACCUUGGAUUUGAUCACUUUUAUUCAAUGUCACAAUUAGGAAUUGAACCUGGAAUUGAGCAUUAUGCAUGCAUGGUUUCUCUCUUGGGCCGGGCUGGUAAAGUGUAUGAAGCUAAGGAAUUUAUCGAGAUGAUGCCAAUAAAACCAGCAGCAGUAGUAUGGAGGAGCCUGCUAAGUGCAUGCAGAGUUUCAGGUCAUGUUGAACUGGGAACAUAUGCAGCCGAGAUGGCAAUUUCAUGCAACCCAGCAGAUAGUGGAUCAUAUGUAUUGCUUUCAAAUAUAUUUGCAUCAAAAGGUAUGUGGGGAAAUGUCAGAAGAUUGAGGGAAAAAAUGGACAUAAGUGGGGUUGUAAAAGAACCAGGUUGUAGUUGGAUUGAAGUUACUAAUGAAAUCCACAAGUUUAUUGCAAAAGACACAUCACAUCGUGACUCCACUCUUAUAUCUUCGGUUUUAGACAAUUUGCUUUUACAGAUCAAAGGGAUUGGUUAUGUGGCAAACACCAACGCUCUUUUGCUUGAUGAUUGA